Molecule: messenger RNA, 1186 nt
Organism: Daucus carota subsp. sativus
Lineage: Eukaryota; Viridiplantae; Streptophyta; Magnoliopsida; Apiales; Apiaceae
Product: 25.3 kDa vesicle transport protein SEC22-1
Exons: 6
Coding region: 301-957 (218 amino acids)
Biological process (GO): vesicle fusion with Golgi apparatus; retrograde vesicle-mediated transport, Golgi to endoplasmic reticulum; endoplasmic reticulum to Golgi vesicle-mediated transport
Cellular component (GO): endoplasmic reticulum membrane; endoplasmic reticulum-Golgi intermediate compartment; Golgi membrane
Molecular function (GO): SNAP receptor activity
Source: RefSeq, a predicted model, not a curated record
AAACAAUCCCAGUCAAAUACCGUAUAAUAUUUAGCAUUCCCUUAAUUUCAACAUAAACCAGCCGAGUGGAGAGUCGCUGGAAAUUGGGGAUACGACGGUAGAUUUGUACACUUCGAAGAUUAUUACUGUCAUCGUCCCUGCAUCUCAUCCUCUACCUUACUCUCUCUCUGGGCUGAGAUCGUUGAUCUGAAAAGAAAUAGGUGAGCGAAAAAUCAUUUCUUCUCAAAGGAGGAGCUCAGGAGGAUCUGAAUAUUCACCACCAUCCGUUUCUUCUUUACUCCAGGUAAUUCCUUUUGAAGUAUGGUGAAACUUACAAUGAUUGCCCGUGUCACUGAUGGUCUUCCACUAGUGGAGGGUUUGGAUGAUGGACGUGAUGUUCAAAAUGUGGACUAUUACAAACAACAAGUUAAGGCGUUGUUUAAGAACCUCUCUAGAGGUCACAAUGAAGCUUCAAGGAUGUCUGUUGAAACUGGCCCCUUUAUAUUCCAUUAUAUAAUUGAAGGCCGUGUCUGUUAUUUGACAAUGUGUGAUCGUGCUUAUCCAAAAAAACUUGCCUUUCAAUACUUGGAAGAUCUUGCAAAUGAAUUCGAGCGUGUUAAUGGGAGUCAAAUUGAAACUGCUGCGAGACCUUAUGCAUUCAUAAAAUUUGAUACGUUCAUUCAGAAAACAAAAAAAUUGUACCAGGACACAAGAACUCAGCGGAACAUUGCUAAGCUUAAUGAUGAACUAUAUGAAGUUCACCAAAUAAUGACGCGUAAUGUACAGGAAGUUCUUGGUGUUGGUGAAAAGUUAGAUCAGGUCAGUCAAAUGUCCAGCCGGUUGACAUCAGAAUCUCGCAUAUAUGCUGAUAAGGCAAAAGAUUUGAAUCGACAGGCUCUGAUCCGGAAAUGGGCUCCUGUUGCAAUUGUCUUAGGAAUAGUCUUUCUUCUAUUCUGGGUGAGGAAGAAGAUUUGGUGAUUUUCCGGAUUGAUCCAAUUCUAGAAUACUUGUUCUGCUUUUUUACUCCGGCACUCUAGGUUGCCUGUUCAAAAUUCUUGAGAAACCAGAGAUUUUGUAUAAAUAUAUAUAUUUCGACAUGGAAGCUUUAAGGCAUUCGGUUCAAGUACACCUAUGAGGACUGGGUGCCUUUUAAUCGUUAAAGAUUUUUGCUUAUAUCAUAUGCUUAUCAACUGUUUUUAUUAAUGAA